GACGCUUACCGCAUGUUCACCCUGCUUUUCUCAUAGUCUUCGUUUCCAAAGCGUACGUCAAAGCAGAAAGAGUUGUCGUUUUGGAGAGCGCGCGGAGCCUGGUGUUCUUGAUCUUCUUUACUGCGUCCUUGAUUGAAUUGCGCUUGCGAAUUGCUAGACCGUUCGUUUAUCAUGUGGACUUCCACAGCUAACGCUAGAGCACUCGGUGUUUUGUCAGUUUCAGCCUUUGGCGAUCUUCCCACACUCGUCGUCAACUGGGCAGCAUUCGUUCCGCUUGUGUGAUAUUCGGUGUAAUCAAAACCAUGCCACCAGCAAAGCGAAGAUGGAACAGUGCUGAGAUGUUUCGGCGAAAUAAGGAAACAGAUUGUUUUGCCUCGAAAGACAACACCAACAACACCAUUGAUCCACCGUGUCCGCAAGGCUAUGUCAGUUUCGCCAGGAAUGGGACUGCGCGAUGUCACAAUCUCAUUAUCGGAACACAAUCAUACGAGAAGGCUGAGCAGAUUUGCAGAUCGCGUGGUGGGGAGUUCUCGACGAUAACCGAAGAGGAUGAACUGAUACUAUUGAGAGAUGAAGCUAAGAACCGAGGACUUAAUGGCAACGUAAUGCUCAAAAAAGAGGAUGGGAGAAAUGACACUUGUAUCUUCUUUGAAAUUGAGGAUGACGAUAAUGCGAUUGUGGAAACCGAUUGCGAUAGUGAGGAAGUGCAGAACAUAAGCACUUUUGCGUGCAUGGUACUUGAAUGUGUUGUAACGGAAGAUGGACGAGCUUGCAAAAUGGUAGAAUGUCAAACUGGAGAAGUUUCCUAUUAUCGAAAAAGCGGAAGAUUGACUUGUCACAAGAUAAUCAAUAAGGCAGCAACUUGGGAAGAUGCUCAGAAGCAGUGCAGACAGCUGGGGGAAGGCCAUCAGUUGGGAUCAUUUGAAGACAAGAAAGAAGCUGAAUACGUAAUGGGAGAGGCAAGGAGAAUCUUUGGCUGUAAGAAAGAAGCUUGCUAUGGAACUCUAUGGAUUGGUGGCAAACGGAAAUCAAGAUCCCCCUUUACCUGGAUAUUUGACAAAACAUUGGCUGCUAUUGGUCCCUAUAAUAACUUCGACGAAGGAGAGCCGGAUGGAGAUAGGCGAAGCAAAACUGAGGAGUGUUUGGCUAUUUACAUCAACGAAGCUACCUAUUUAGAUCAACAUUGCUUUGAUGACGUUAAGAUAAGAAAGGAAAGCUACUACGCUAUUCGAGGAUUUGUCUGCACAGCGGUCAAGAUCGUUAAGCGUGAAUUUUACUGAGCAGUUUCAAAUAUGUCGCCAGAGACCACAACCAUCCACAAUUAGGG
Cylicocyclus nassatus is the source of this 1327-nucleotide messenger RNA. The record is from the annotation of a GenBank genome assembly. Lineage: Eukaryota; Metazoa; Nematoda; Chromadorea; Rhabditida; Strongylidae.